UCUAAAGUUUGGCGCGUAUUUUAUUUUAUAAUUAUUUCCGCAGCAGCCAUUAGCAACAGUGCUGGUUUUCUUCUUUCGUGUAACGAUUAGUAACAAUUAAACAUGGAUAUUCAAGCAAUUGAUGUAAAUUCUUGGCUCAAUAGCAAUGAAGUUGAAAAUCUGCAGCAAGUACAAAAUAAUUGGAAUAAAAUUCCCUUAUUGAAUGUACAAAAUCCUCAAGAUCUGCAAGUGAAUAAACUCGUUCGUUUUAAAGGUAUGAUUCAAGAUAUGUUUAACCCUGAAUAUUAUUAUGAAACCUAUGAGGUUGUAAAUAAGGAAACAAAAGAAAAGCAUGUUUUACCUGGAAAAUACAGAGAUACAGCUGUCUGUGAUGAUAAAGAGUAUAUUAAUUUUGAGAGCAAGUCCAAUGUUACAAAAGACAGGCAAACUUUUGUUCUCAUCACUGCACCAGGUUUCAAUGAUUGGGCAAUCAAUGCAGAGGAACAAUUUCAUCAUCCUAACAAAGUCAUUGAAGCACCAGCUGUUUCUACUUCAACUAAAAGAUCAAUGAAUGAUGAAGAUGAACAACCUGAAACUACCUCAAUGGAAGUAGACUCAACUACUGCAUGCAGCAAGAAACAAUGUACAAAUUCAAACAAUCCUGAAACAGAAAACAAGUCAGUUGUUUCUGUGGAUCAUUUACUGAACAUGCCAUUACCUGGCAGAUCUGGAAAAGCAUGCCACUUAAAAGUAUAUGAGAAGGCUGAUAAUUUAAAACUCAAUGAGUUGAUUGAUUGUGUAGGUUUUCUAUCUAUGGAAGGCCUGUACCAGGAGGGUGCAAAUGAUGGUGAUGAUAAUGAGGAUGAAACUUUAAUGGAAUUGCAAACUCAUCACCCACCACCUUCAUUAAUUCCUAAAAUUCAUUGUAUUGCUUUUAAGCAAGUGGUAGAUUCCAGCCCAUUAUAUGAAGAGAGCAACAACAUGUCAGGGCAAGAAUUGCAGACAAUCAAAAAGGAGCUGGAGAUUGUUUUGACACAAUUACUUCUGGGUGAUAAAUUAGCUGCAGAAUAUCUCAUAUAUCACUUAAUCUCAAAGGUUUACAACAGAUUUGAUUUAAUGGUUUUGGGAAAAUUCACAUAUAACAUUUCUAAUGUGCCAACUUGUAUUUUAUCUGAAUAUGGUGCUCAGGUGUAUGCAAUAUUGGAGAAGUUAAUCACAAAGAGUCAUUAUUUACCAAUGACACUGGACAACAUGAAUGAUUUAGCUUUCAUACCAAAGAAGGAUUAUGAUUGCAAUAGGAUAACCAGUGGAAUUCUGCAGUUAAGUAGCAAUACACAUCUUGUUUUGGAUGAAACCAAACUUACUACAGGAAAGAUGAAUUCAUCUGGUGUGCAAGCUGUGGGUGCUAUUUCCGAAAUAAUCAAAAAUCAACGCUCUCACUAUGAUUUUAAUUAUUAUAAAAUGGACUUUGAUUGUGACAUUGCGUUUUUAAUUUUGUCUGAGGGCAAAUCUUUGUUACCAAGCGACGUUCAUGUUCCUUUGAGGCCCGAGGACGCUCAUAUCACUACUUUUGAGGAAAUCCUUGCUGCUCUCAAUGUGUAUCUGAAGCCCGAAUUGUUAACAUCUAUCCGCAAAUAUAUCGCAAAUAGAAGACAUGCUGUGUAUGAAAUAACUGAUAAUAUUCAUGAGGUGGUGCAAAAUGAGUUCGUAAAUAUGCGCGCGAAUCAAAACGCCACCGCAGAAGAUCUACAUUCCCUACUUGUACUUUCUCGUUUUAUUUGCUUAGCAGAUGGCAAGAGUGUUUUAGACGAAUCCUGCUGGAGACGCGCGUGUCAGUUAGAACAGGAAAGGAAAGCGCGUCUUCAAAACUGAACAUCACCACCCGUUUUUUAAAUACAUCUUGUCUUAAGUAUUUUUGUAUGUUUGUAUGCUGUAUUUAUAAUAAAUCUGAAUAAUAUCGUUAAA
Molecule: messenger RNA, 1944 nt
Organism: Dalotia coriaria
Lineage: Eukaryota; Metazoa; Arthropoda; Insecta; Coleoptera; Staphylinidae
Product: mini-chromosome maintenance complex-binding protein
Exons: 5
Coding region: 103-1851 (582 amino acids)
Biological process (GO): DNA-templated DNA replication
Molecular function (GO): chromatin binding
Source: RefSeq, a predicted model, not a curated record